UUCUUUUUUUGUUUUCUCUCUCAUGUUUCUCGUCUUCUUCUAAAAAACUUGCGAAACCAAAAAAAAAAAAAAAAUGCUCCGAUCACGGAAUUGUAAGAUUUCCGCCGUGAACGACGCCGUUAUUUCUAAUCGUCUUUCAAUCUCUAAUCUCAAAGUUUUAUUCGUUUUUGAAUCCUCGCCAUUGAAUAACAAUAAUAAUCGUUUCUCCGAUAAGCUUGUCUAUUAAGAUUCUCCUCCGAUAUCUGCAGAUUCUUUUUUGUUUUUCCCCCAAUUAUUUUCUCCUAAAUCUUCAUCCCUAAUUCGAUUCUGUUUCGUUCCUCACAAAUCUUUCAAUGGAUAAGAAAAUUUCGUUCCCAGCUGAUCUUCCUGAAGGCGCAAUCUCUGCGCUAAUGCAGAAGCAGAACAAUGUGCAGCCUUCUGUCAUUGUGAUUGGUAGUGGUAUAUCUGGCCUAGCUGCUGCUAGGAAUCUCUCUGAAGCAUCUUUUAAGGUGAUUGUUCUUGAAUCACGCGAUAGGAUUGGUGGUCGUAUCCAUACGGAUUAUUCUUUCGGCUGUCCAGUUGAUAUGGGAGCUUCUUGGUUACAUGGAGUCUCUGAUGAGAACCCCUUGGCUCCCAUUAUACGCCGUCUAGGGCUGACUUUAUACCGAACUAGUGGGGAUGACUCUAUCUUGUAUGAUCAUGACCUAGAAAGUUAUGGACUUUUCGACGCCCAUGGGAAUAAAAUUCCGCCGCAGUUGGUCACUGAAGUUGGAGAUGCAUUCAAGAGAAUUCUCGAAGAGACGGAGAAAAUAAGGGAUGAAACUACAAAUGACAUGUCAGUUCUUCAAGGAAUAUCCAUCGUCUUGGAAAGAAAUCCAGAACUAAGGCUACAAGGUAUGGCGUACGAAGUUUUGCAGUGGUACUUAUGUAGGAUGGAGGCAUGGUUUGCUGUCGAUGCGAAUCUUAUAUCACUAAAAUGUUGGGAUCAGGAUGAAUGUCUUUCAGGUGGUCACGGGCUAAUGGUUCAGGGUUAUGAACCAGUGAUCAGAACUAUUGCAAAGGACCUUGACAUUCGCUUGAGCCAUAGGGUUACUCAGGUAUGUUGAACGUCCAAUAACAAGGUGACAGUUGCAGUUGAAGGAGGAACCAAUUUUGUUGCUGAUGCUGUUAUCAUUACGGUUCCCAUCGGUGUCCUCAAGGCAAAUCUAAUUCAGUUCGAGCCAGAGCUCCCACAAUGGAAAACCUCUGCGAUAUCGGGUCUUGGUGUAGGCAAUGAGAACAAGAUUGCCCUGAGAUUUGACAGACCGUUUUGGCCCAAUGUAGAGUUCCUGGGGAUGGUGGCACCGACUUCUUACGCCUGUGGCUAUUUUCUGAAUCUGCAUAAGGCAACAGGCCAUCCGGUGCUUGUUUAUAUGGCUGCAGGGAAUCUAGCCAAAGACCUGGAAAAACUAUCCGAUGAGGCUACAGCAAAUUUUGUGAUGCUGCAACUUAAGAAAAUGUUUCCUGACGCACCUGACCCGGCUCAAUAUCUAGUGACACGAUGGGGAACGGAUCCAAACACAUUGGGGUGUUAUGCUUAUGACGUAGUUGGGAUGCCAGAAGAUCUAUACCAGAGGCUAGGAGAGCCAGUAGAUAAUAUAUUCUUUGGAGGAGAAGCAGUGAACGUGGAACAUCAAGGAUCAGCUCAUGGAGCCUUCUUAGCAGGAGUCUCGGCCUCUCAGAAUUGUCAAAGGUAUAUCUUUGAACGACUCGGGGCUUGGGAGAAACUCAAACUUGUUUCUCUUAUGAGAAAUAGUGAUAUCCUUGAAACCGCAACUGUCCCUCUCCAAAUCUCAAGGAUGUGAUCAAAAAUUCAAUUUCAUCUGCUUAACAGACAAGCAGGGGUUCUAAUUUAUUUUUCUCUGUCUGAAAACAAAUGAAGAGACAUUCCCAAUUCUGAAUGUGGAGUCUUGUUUUUCUUCCUUCUUCUUUGAUAUAUCGCUCGAUGGGUUGUAAACUGUUUAUAAUUCAAAUGACCUAAACAUCUUUGCUUUAAAAUUAA
Messenger RNA from Camelina sativa (false flax), 2020 nucleotides. Lineage: Eukaryota; Viridiplantae; Streptophyta; Magnoliopsida; Brassicales; Brassicaceae. The record is from RefSeq and is a predicted model, not a curated record.